AUGCCCGCACUAUGGAGAACGAAGAUCGAGUCAUUGCCGCCGUCGAAGCUGAAGUCAUCGCCGAUCGGACCGAACGCUGCUCGAACCUGCCCGUCACCGCCGACCAGGUUCGUCAUCACACCCGCAUGGAAACGCUUCUCCAAGAACAAGGAUCGCGAAGCCGAAAAGAAUUGCCCACCCAGGGCUCAAUGUAGUAAGAUAAAGUUUUGGAUGUGCAAAGAUGUUCUCAUGAAUCCUCAUUGUGCUCCAAUAACAUUUUCAAUCAUGUGUGGUAUUAUGAUAUUCAUCCUCGUAAUUGUACCAAUAUGGACACUUGUGAAGAAAGGUGCAAUCAUGUCGUGUUGCAAAAGAGCACAAAGAGAUAGGGAAACACCGAUCAAAGGUCAUAAAAUGGAUAUACGAGAACAGCCGAAGGAUCAUAAAAAUAUGAUUACGAAGUGCCCUAAAAAUGCACAAAUCGAUGAUGCAACAGAAAGACUUGACGAACCAAUCGAGGCCGACAAGAUUAGCCAGAGCUCGAAGAGUAGCCUAUGGGAACCUUCGAUGAUGAUCGGUAUUGUCUGUAUCAUUAUUGUAGUCCCAGGAGUGUAUAGUUGUGAUAAAAUUAUACCGAUAUCACAUACCGAAGCGGAAUGUGUGAACAACUUAUGUCGGGUCAGGAGCAUCCAAGAUAUUUUCGUGCAUCCACUUGUGAAUACAGUAUGUAUACAGAUCAUGAACAAAGAUCAGAUCAUUACAAAAAUGUCGGUAAAAAUCGAUUAUGCAGUCAGAAAAUGCAUAAAAGGACAUGUGACACUGACCAGAAAUUCCACUAUUGUGACCCAAUCACAAAAACGAUGCGGAGGAAACGCAAUGUGCAAAGGAACAAAAUGUGAAAAAGUUCACAAAGAUACGUAUAUUCCUGAUUUGGGAGAAGCAAAUAAGUAUCCAGGGCAUUCACACUGUGCUGACAGUUGUGGAGGCUGGGGUUGUGGAUGCUUGUCACUUACGGCAGCAUGUUUGUUUUAUAGAAACUAUGCUAUCCCAACAUCCGAUGAGGUAGUGGAAAUUUAUAAGUGCGAAAACUGGUCAAAACAAAUCGCUGUGACGAUAGAAGUGAACGAAAGAUUCAAACCAGAACCUCACCAUUUAAUGGUACAAGAAGAUGCGGAGGAAAAAAGAACUUCGUUCUUAUACAAGGAAUUCUGGUAUAUGUAUCAGCUCAAGACUACGAAGACGAUCAUUCGGAAACUCAAAGACGUGUCGGAAAUGAUACGCGGUUCGAAUUCGAUUUUCCAGAAGAAUUGA
Molecule: messenger RNA, 1287 nt
Organism: Caenorhabditis bovis
Lineage: Eukaryota; Metazoa; Nematoda; Chromadorea; Rhabditida; Rhabditidae
Source: the annotation of a GenBank genome assembly